This is a messenger RNA of Botrytis cinerea B05.10, 5280 nucleotides long. RefSeq names its product Bctsc11 (gene Bctsc11). Gene Ontology annotation, cellular component: TORC2 complex. The record is from RefSeq and is a predicted model, not a curated record. NCBI's taxonomy places the organism in Eukaryota, Fungi, Ascomycota, Leotiomycetes, Helotiales, Sclerotiniaceae. The coding region runs from base 459 to 4535 and encodes 1358 amino acids. Gene Ontology annotation, biological process: TORC2 signaling. The transcript is spliced from 3 exons.
GGUUUAUACCCCAAUCAUCUAUCUAUCUGCGGGAAUGGGAGCGUUGAAGAACAAGAACGAAUUGAUUGAUGAAACGCUUUAAAUCUUCUAUCGUCUUUUUGUCGCAAUACAAUCCCGCAUUUGAAUUUCAGAGUUUCCAAAGGUGCUGUUUGAUACCUCUAUUUCCCCACAAUCUUUAGUCAUUUUCUAGCACAGCUCGAGUACAGCAAGCAACACUUCAGACUUCACGAUCUACGACUUUGGUGCACACAUCGACUGCGGAACCUCCACACAUACCGCGACAAGCAUAUACUGUAUCGCCCACGAAUAGCUUUGAGCUGGAUCAGGAUCCAUUGCACUAAAAUCGUAUCUCCCAUUCUUGCAUAGGUACCUGGAUGACUUUUGUGUCGGUCCCUUAACUGCACCACCUAUGUCACCCUGGCACGAAGAACGUUGACCCCGACCUCUCGAAUGGGCAGAUGGUUGGACCAUCGAGCAUUCUGGGUUCGUCUGUGACGACUGCCCAGAAAAACACCUACGCACAACAAUAUGCCGGAAGGACGAGCCUAGAUCAACCUGGGGGUUUGCAACCACCAGGUCAAAAUGGCUCGCGAAUGGCCUCAAGCUCGACAGCCGCAUUUGCGCCUCGUGGUUCCUCUCUCGUGCCAUCUCCCGCCCCAGGAAGCUUCAGUUCGACAAUGCGCAGCCAAAUGCCACGGCAAGCUUCGGCUCUUGAUACAAAUGUUUCCAUGGUAAACUUGGAGCGAUUGGACGAAGACGAUAGUACGACGCCGGUGAAGAUAUUGUCGAAUUUACGCGAAAUGCUGAGUAGGGAGAUGAAAAUAAAGGAAGGCAGUGAGAACAUGUUAGAGGCGCUGAAUACGAAGAAAGCGAAGCAGACGAAAGAGCAAAGGCAGCGGGUGGAAGCGGAGUUGAAUAUAUCCAACCAGAAGAUCAGAGAUUUGAGAUUGAAAAUUACGGAAAUGCAAAAGCCUAAACCACCCACCACUCCGCCGCGCAGUCGGAUGGAUGCUCUCUUCCAAAGUAAUGGUGUGAGAUCACCUCCAAGUGCUUCUAAGAGUAUGGGGGGCUCAGAAGCGGCAGAUGAGCCUACAGAGUCGCCAACAUAUGUCUUAGCUGAAAUAUUACAAGCUCUAGAGGCAGAAGGUCUCACUCCGGAUUACUACGUUGGUCAUGCAAACGAUCUGGUUGAACUCUUCAAGCGACAUCCUACCUUAAAGUAUGAUCUGGUCUGGUCAGUAUUUGGCCUGAGAAUGCAAGUUAUGCUCCUGAGUGGGAGCCGAGAGGUUGUAGCUGCAGGAUACCGCAUGACAAGAUAUGCGAUUUCGGAUGUCAGCUCUUUACAAAAGAUUCGCAGCCUAAACACUGAUAAUCUUGUUGUCGUAUCACUCAUUAAGAAGGGAACUUCUGACGUGGAAAGAGAGCAGGCCUUGAAGUUUAUCCGAGCAUUCCUAGAUGUAAAAGACGGUAUCAAAGAGGUCUCUAGGGCUGUGGUAAGAACUAUAGCUUCAGUCGCAGACCAUGAGGAGGAUCGACUCAAACCUAUCUGCAUAGAGACACUUGCGGAGAUCAUGGUUCGCGAUCCAGGCCUUGUCGUUGCCUCUGGCGGUCUCAGACCUCUUGCCGAUGCUCUAGGCGAUGGUACUUACGACGCUUCCGAGAGUUUAACAGCAGCGUUUUUGUUCUUGCUCGAUUCUCCUCUUAGACGCCAGUAUUUGCGAUCGGGUUAUGAGCUAGAAAUCCUCUUUACUUCUUUCACCGACUCACUUUUUGUGAAAGAAGAAAUUCUAAAGCAGAACUCGAAGGCUAUUUCAUAUGCUAUGAACUCAUGGCCUGGACUUAUGACAUUGUCUAUGUACGACUUCAGAGCUAUCAAAUCACUGAUAUCAUGCUUAAUCCUUCCCAAUCCCAUUGUACGCGAGACUGUCAUAGAUAUGCUUUAUGGAAUCUUGCGCAUCAAGUCUCCUUUUUGGGCAACCUCCUUCCUCGCUGGCAGGCGUCUCACUACAUAUGGAAGAGUUGCAAACCUCAAAACAGCACCGUCAAAGCCAUCGGCGCAGUCAACGACUGAUGAUGAGUCUGGUGACAAAAGUUUCGUCGAUCAUUACACAGCGCUUCUACUGGCAGUGCUGAUAAAUGCUGGCAUGGUUGAAGGGUUGUUACAGGUGACCUCAGACACCGACAAUGCGAUGUUGAAGCGAAAAACUACUCUGCUUAUUGGAGAAACCUUGAAGCUUGCGAGUCAACUAUUACCAUCAAGCUGGAGUGCCGAACUUCAGUUGCUUCCCGGGUUAUUCGCUGCUGCAUCUCAGUUCGGGAGCGAUGGACGACUUGUAGCCACUAGCACGGUAUAUCAGAUUAGUAGUGUGAGUCGGACGUUGUAUAGAUCAGCCCCAUCCAUCUCGACAACCCUUUCGAUAAAUAACAGUCACGAUAACUUGUCAAGCUUGGGAGACCAACCUAAAAGUAAUCCUAAUGUCUCGUUUGACGAGACGACAUUUAGACAGCUAUUGGUUGAAUCUCAAGUUUUGGCUAGCACAAAUCCUAUUAAGUGGAAGUGGGAUAUUAUCUUGCGAAUUAUCGAGGGCCCGUUGUUAAACGGCAAGCGGCUAGAUGAAGCCGUGAAAGCCUCAAAGUUCAUCAAAAGAAUAAUGAGUUUCUAUCGGCCAUUUAAGUACAAGUUUUCUGAAGUUAGAAACACAAGGAUAAAUCAAAAAUAUAUCAAGGUCGGCUGUGCGCUUAUGCACACUCUCCUUCAAACCGUUGAAGGAGUUAAAUACUUGGCAGAUAACAAGCUACUCAGACAAAUUGCAGAAUGUCUUGCUCAAUGUGACCCGACGAGCGGCCUCACCGCUUCCCAACCAACAUUCUCAAAGGAAAGGCUUUCAGAAACUCUUGCAUGUGGUUAUUUUGCUAUGCUUGGAACUUUGACUGGCGAUCCAAAAGGGUUGCAAAUGCUCGAUCGUUGGCGAAUGAUCAAUAUGAUGUAUCACAUAAUCGAUUUGAAGCAACGCCCCGACUUGAUUAGGCUACUGUUAUCAAACUUUGACUAUAAUUUACCGGGACACCCGAGAGUCCUCCUGUCUAAGGCUCUCACUGCAGGAUCCAAGGAGAUUCGUAUACAUGCGACGAACGUCUUACGCAAAUAUUCAAGUCGAGCCACAGGGACCACCGACUAUAAAUGGGCAAUCGAGCUUUUAGUCACGCAACUUUACGAUCCAGAGGUUGAAGUCUGCGCAACUGCUAUCAAGAUUCUCGAAGAAGCUUGCAACAGGAAGAGCUACCUCGAAUUCAUUGUGGAGUGUCGUCCAGCUUUAGACCACUUGGGAGAAAUCGGUGCUCCUUUACUACUACGUUUUCUUUCCACGUCAAUUGGAUAUCAUUAUUUGGACGGACUGGAUUAUAUCAGUAAUGAAAUGGACGAUUGGUUCCUCGGACGAAAUGAUAGUUAUGUCGGAGUUAUCGAGGCAAGCUUGGCAAAAUCCUUUGUAGAAAUGCCUGAAGAAUCUUCAAAUAGGAUGAGUAUGGACGAAGAUAGCUUUGAUCUCGAGGGCGAAAAUGAUGCGCAAGUUCCUCCUCACUUCUACAGAGAACUUACCCGUACCAAAGAAGGCUGCAAACUUCUUCAAGAUAAAGGACAUUUUGAAGAAUUCGCUUGCACUAUCCGUGAAUAUGGUAUGCUAGCCGAUGAUCCGGAACUCAUUCUCAAAAUUAAAGGAUGUCUUUGGGCAGUCGGAAACGUAGGAUCCAUGGAGCUAGGCGCACCUUUCCUAGAAGAGUCAGAUGUGGUUGAACAAAUCGUCAAGAUUGCAGAAGAACAUCAAAUCAUGAGUCUACGCGGUACCGCAUUUUUUGUUUUAGGACUUAUUUCGCGUAGUCGACAUGGACUUGAAAUUCUCUCCGAACAUGGAUGGGAUUCAAACACCAGCUCUCUAGGCAUCUCACUCGGUCUCUGCAUCCCUCAAAACCUGAACAAGUUCUUCUCCUACCAACCUUGGGAACAUAAAACCAUCUCCGACAUAGUAAUCACAGACGAAGAAAAAAUCGAAAUCGACAAAGCGAGAGUAGACGAUCGGGAUAUAAAUCAACGUAUCCUGGAACUGGUAGAAAACCUAGGAAAUAUGAUAUUGCAUAAAAAGGCAAUUGGGGAGCUGAUACAAAUUAAGGAGAACCAAGGGGAUGCAUUUAAACAGGUGGGACUUUUCAAGAAGGUUAUGGUACUGUUGGAAUAUCAUCAUUUUAGAUUGCCGAUGAGGAGGUUUGUUAUUGAACUAUUUGAGAAGAGGGUGCUUAGACGCAUUGUGCUGGACGAGGAUAGUGAGGAUGAGAUGGAGAUGGGGAUAGGAAUGGGAGGGAGGGAAAUGGGGGGAAGAGAGAUGGGGGGAAGAGAAAUGGGGGGAAGAGAAAUGGAGAGAGUACAAAGGGUUCCAAGACACGAAGAAGAUAGUGGAAGUGAGGGCGUAAGAACAGAGCGUCAGAGAAGUGUUACGGAUAUUAGAGUGGUGGGAAAUGAAGCCAAUAAUGCUUCGAUAUGAGAUGAUGUGGUUCGAAACAGCAAAUGGCUGCAUGGAUAUGUACGAUUACAAGAGAUCGGCAGACACAGAGAAAGAUGGAGAGAUGAUGAGUGAGGAGAGGUGAUACACAUACACUCUGCAUCAGUUUGCAUAAACCAAGUAGCAAAGAUCCUUGCAGUUCAAAAUUUCUUCACGGCGUUCUUUUUCUUUCUCCUCUUUCCUUCUUUCCCUCUUCGCCCUCGCAUAAUGGGGAGAAAAUAUCAAGUAAAGCGAAAAGCGAAAAUCCGUCUCGCUUCUCUUUCGCCUUUCCGAAAUUUGUAUUUUCAACUAUUUUAUCUGGCAUUGUCUUGCUUAGGUUACCUAUCUACAUAUCUACCUACCUAGGUAGGUAGUUGGUUGGCGUGGUACGGAAGGGCGUGAAUCUAUCUGGUUGGUUGGUUAGUUGGUUGGAUGGCUGGCAAGCGUGGUUUGGUGUGGUUUGGUGUAUGGAGUGAGUGGAGUGGAGUGGAUUGAUUUGGUGUUUUUUUUAUAGGUAUGGUAUGGUAUGGUUCGGGUUGGUUUGGUAUGGUUCGACUUGUAUUUAGGGAGUUGGAAGAAGGGAGUGGGGGGAUGGAUUGAGGGGAUCUAUGGAUGGAUGGAUAGAUUGAUGAAAGGGUGAAGAGAUGAAAUCAAAAUUUGAUUUGUGGGGAAGAAGUAGCAGAAGUAGUAGGAGAUGAAGGUGAAGGUGAAGAUGAAGAUGUUAGAAUUUGAAAAUAAAUGAAUUGGA